This is a messenger RNA of Fusarium tjaetaba, 420 nucleotides long. RefSeq names its product eliciting plant response. The record is from RefSeq and is a predicted model, not a curated record. Bases 1 to 420 code for a protein of 139 amino acids. Lineage: Eukaryota; Fungi; Ascomycota; Sordariomycetes; Hypocreales; Nectriaceae. The transcript has 2 exons.
AUGCAGCUGACCAACCUCUUCUACCUCGCCGCAGCUCUGACUUCAGUCUCAGCCACCACCGUCUCCUACGACCCCGGCUACGGCGAAUCAGGUCGCGCCCUCACAGCCGUCGCCUGCUCCGACGGCAAAAACGGUCUCAUCACAAAGUACAAGUGGAAGACCCAAGGCCAAAUCCCCAAAUUUCCUUACAUCGGCGGUGCGCAAGCUGUCGCGGGCUGGAACUCUCCCAACUGCGGUACUUGCUGGAAGCUCACCUACAAGGGAAAGAGCAUUAACGUUCUCGCGAUUGAUCAUACCGAUGCUGGAUUCAAUAUCUCGCCUGCUGCGAUGAAUGCGCUUACGAAUAAUCAGGCUGUCCAGCUUGGAAGGGUUGAUGCUACUGCUACUCAGGUUGCUAUUAGCAACUGUGGUCUCAAAUAA